Messenger RNA from Rotaria sp. Silwood2, 219 nucleotides. Lineage: Eukaryota; Metazoa; Rotifera; Eurotatoria; Philodinida; Philodinidae. The record is from the annotation of a GenBank genome assembly.
AUGAUAUCUGUAUCUCAAGAAAUAAAACAAAAACGUCCUACAAAAGUUCAACGAAAAUCAUAUCGUGAUCGUGAUAAUUAUUUAAUCGAAGCAGAAGAACUCUUAAUUAAUCGAAAAAUUGAUCUUACAGAAUAUGAACGACGUAUUAGAAGGUUGACAUAUGGAUAUAUUAAAUAUCAUAAUGAUAAUGAUGAUCGUGACUUUGAGAACGAUGUAUAA